UAGUAUGUUGAAAGAGGAAGUAAAAGUAACUUUGGAGUGAUAAAACAGUUUGAUGGUUGAAUGCUUUUAGUACACAUUUCCAGUUAUUCAGAACAAUUUUCAUUAGGUUGUUGCACAUUUUGCAAGAGACUGGAAUUGUCUAGGCACUUGAAGUUCGAUACAAUAUUUCAAAGGGAAUUGUGUGAAAAAGGACUUUAUUUCUCUUCAGUUGAGAAUUUACUGAGUUGAAGGCUAUGCACAAACACAAGACGCUAAAAAAGCUGGAUUACAAAAAACAAAAUUACGUAUGUAAAGGCAAGUAUAGGGGAACAGUUGUUACCCGGUAGCUAACUAAACACAA
This is a messenger RNA of Geodia barretti, 340 nucleotides long. The record is from the annotation of a GenBank genome assembly. NCBI's taxonomy places the organism in Eukaryota, Metazoa, Porifera, Demospongiae, Tetractinellida, Geodiidae.